AUGCACAAACUUAUUAUCAAGGCAUGGGAGGCGUAUUUCAAGGACCUAAAACAGGAAUUAGCUGAUGCACCAGGACAAAUUUCAUACAUGGGGGAUAUCUGGCCAACAAAAGCUCAGUACCCAUACCUGGCCAUUACCACACAUUGGAUACAUAGAGACAAGUCUACCAAAGGUCUUCAGCUGUGUUCUGCACUAAUCGCAUUUCACUGUCUUUGA
This is a messenger RNA of Laccaria bicolor S238N-H82, 216 nucleotides long. RefSeq lists its product as uncharacterized. The transcript has 2 exons. The coding region runs from base 1 to 216 and encodes 71 amino acids. The record is from RefSeq and is a predicted model, not a curated record. Lineage: Eukaryota; Fungi; Basidiomycota; Agaricomycetes; Agaricales; Hydnangiaceae.